AUCCGCCGCUCGCUGCAGGGAUCAAAUCUGCACCAUCUGACGCUGAAGGAUUUAUGGGUUUAGUCAAAAUUGCUUUUCCCACUGUGGAGAUUAAGCACCGGAGGACGUAGGAUGUUUUCCGGGCUGUAGAAUAAACCGGUGUAGCUUUGCUUUGCUUUGCUUUGCUUUGCUCGCUGCUUUUUUUCCCCCCUUCUUUCAACGUAGGAGCUCAUACGCUGGCUGAGGGGAUGCCUGGGGAAGUAGUUGGAGCCCAAAAGAGGAGCACGUUCUGACUGACAGGAGAGAGAGAAAGAGAGAGAUCCUUCCUCCGGGGAAUGUGAGCCAUGCGGGUGGAUACCGUGCUUGUGUUCUUCAUCUCCGCGAACCUGGCGGGCGCCGCCGGGAAUAUGGCUCGGUCGCGAGGUCACAAGCUGGAGACCUUUAAACAAAGCAGGUCCCGAAGAGAAACAAGAAUGGAUGGAGGUUCAGGUCACAAAACAGGAAGCCCAAUCUACAAGAGAAGCCCUGACAUGACCAAAUCCCUGAUGACUAAGUCCGAGCAGCUUCUCAGAAUAGAUGACCACGAUUUCACCAUGCGGCCGGCGUUUGGAGGUCCUCCUAUUCCAGUCGGAGUAGAUGUUCAGGUGGAAAGUUUGGACACCAUAUCAGAAGUGGAUAUGGACUUCACCAUGACACUCUAUCUACGCCAUUACUGGAAGGACGAGCGACUGUCAUUCCCUAGCACCAACAAUCAAAGCAUGACCUUCGACAGUCGCCUAGUGAAGAAGAUUUGGGUUCCGGAUAUGUUCUUCGUGCACUCCAAGCGGUCUUUCAUCCAUGACACCACCACCGACAACGUCAUGCUGAGGGUUUAUCCCGACGGCAACGUCCUGUAUAGUCUUAGGGUCACUGUCACCGCCAUGUGCAACAUGGACCUCAGCCGCUUCCCACUCGACACCCAGACGUGCUCUCUAGAGAUCGAAAGCUACGCGUACACCGACGACGACCUGAUGCUUUACUGGAAGAAAGGCAACGAAUCCCUAAACACGGACGACAGAAUAUCCCUUUCCCAGUUCCUCAUCCAGAAAUUUCACACCACCACCAAACUGGCUUUCUACAGCAGCACAGGCUGGUAUAACCGCUUGUACAUCCACUUUACACUGCGGCGCCACAUCUUCUUCUUCCUGCUGCAGACUUAUUUCCCUGCUACGCUCAUGGUCAUGUUGUCUUGGGUUUCCUUUUGGAUCGACCGCAGGGCAGUACCUGCCAGAGUCCCCCUAGGCAUCACUACUGUGCUCACCAUGUCCACCAUCAUCACCGGAGUCAACGCCUCCAUGCCGCGGGUGUCCUACAUCAAGGCGGUGGACAUUUACCUGUGGGUCAGCUUCGUUUUUGUCUUCCUGUCGGUGAUCGAGUAUGCCGCCGUCAACUACCUUUCAACGGUGCAGGAGAGGAAAGAGAGGAAACUGAGGGAGAGACUGCCCUGCACGUGCGGCAUCGGCAACCCGGACGACAUGAUGAUCGACCCGCAGAUCACCGGCUACGGCACUAUGGACGUCAACACCACGGGGAACUACAGCAUGCCGGAAAACGGCGGACGCCAGGAUCGGAUUCUGGCUCAGGUGGCCCUGAACGAUCCUCAGCUGACGGGUCAAGUGAAGCCCGCGAGAGGCUACGUGAACAUAUGGAUCGACACGCACGCCAUAGACAAAUACUCGCGGGUGGUCUUUCCCGGCGCUUACAUCCUCUUCAACAUCAUCUACUGGUCCAUCUACUCGUAAGAUGCGCGCGUGGGAGCGUCGUCCUUUCUGCGGAGAACUCUGCAAUGGAACUGGGAACAACCGACACUCGAAAGACUCGGCGGAAACGCCGCGGAGAAAUGAGGACCGCCGCCUUCUCAACAACAGCCUCUUACAACCGGUGAACUGCACAGGUUUCAUUUUAAACACGUGUGUCUGGUGCAUGUGUGUGCGUUUGUCAUGCUGCGGCGUCCGCUGAAAGACAUUCCAUGCCGCCUAAUGCACUGCCUGCUAUGUGAGGUGAGAGCAGCACUUUUUCAUUUUUCAACAGACGCAACUGCCACACAAAUAUCUUACCAACUAUGAAUUAUACUGGUGGUCUUGGGAUUGCUCUUUGAUAUUCCACCAGCAAUUAAGUCCCCUUUACGGGGGCUUCAACAUGCCUUGAAAUGUUUUGCAAGUGCAUGUAAGCUGGUGAAAAUUGAGGAUCCUAAAAGGUUUUCAGUCCCACAAGAAAGAUUGAAGAUAUGAUUCCUGACACUCCAACAUGAGGGGGACACGUCGAAAUAGUAUGCAUGACAAUGACUGAACACAAAGCAUAAAACUCAUAAUUAUGACAUGACAGAUGUCAUUAAGCGUCAUCCGGCAAUUCAUGUCCCUUUAAAAGAUGCGGAUUGGACAUCAAUGGAGUGAGUGACAUAAUGUGCCCAAUGACACUUAUGACAUCUGUCAUAAGCAUUCAUUAAGGGAAAGUUCAGAAUUUUUAACAUUAGGCUUCAUUUUUGAGUUAGCGGGGGUUUACAGUAAUUAGUCAGGGAGUUGGUUUCCAACAAAUUCCGUGCAGUUUGUUAGUUAUUUGUUAGUUUCAGGGCUCCGGAGUGGCUAAGCUAGCGCUAGUUAAUGAUGCUUGCUUAGGGUGACCUUAUUUUGAGUUCCAAAAAUAUAAUAAAUAAUAUGAUAAUUUAUAAAAUGGGGACCAGAACCCACCGCGAUAAGUGGAGAACCGCGAAAUAGCACCCCACCCCCUGCCCGCACAAUUUUUUUUUUUGUUCUUUUUUUGUGUUCAAUGUAUUUAUUCAGAUUUAGCAUUGGAAAGAGAUACAUUUAAGACAUUUUAGAUAAAAAAUAAUAAUAAUAAUGUUUAAAAACUAUGUAUGUUUAUAAUAAAUGGUUUUUAAGCAAUUCAAUUUAAUUCAAUUUUAUUCCUAUAGCCCCCUAUCACAACAAGGUUGUCUCAGAGGGUUUUGCAGAGGAAAUAUGAUACACAGUCAGAAACAGUAGAUGAAUUAAAUAAAGUUCAAGUCCAAGUCCUGGGCAUCCCUCAGCCUUAGACUCUCCAUGUCGGCAAGGAAAAACUCCAAAAACCCUUUGGAAAAAAUGAUGUUGUUAAAAAUAAAAAUAAAAAUUUUAGACUGUAUGUGGCAGUUAUGACAGAACGCAUGGAAUCACAGGAGUGCCGAAAUAAAUUUAAAAAAAAAACACACACACAUGAAUUAAUAAAUAUAAAGGGAAAUAAAUGAAUAAAUAAAAAGUAACUUUUUUAUUGGCUUUCACGUCAUUAAAAAAAGUAAAAAAUCCAAACUAUUUUUUGUCGUUGAUAUUUCUAUUUUGCUUGCCUUUUCUAUUUGCUUUUAACGAAAGGAAUGAUCUGUCAAUCAAAUGACGUUGGGAGGAACUGAAACUAAACUUCAAAUAGUUUAAAUGUGUUUAAACAACAAAUCUGUAUACAAAUGAUAAGGCAUAGACAAUAAAUAAAUAAUGAAUUGCCCAAAUAAAAUUUGAUACAAAACUAAUCAUUCUGAUAAUUCCCAGGUACCAACGUAUUGCCAUCAAGCGCGGAAUACAUCUCCAUCUUAUUGACAUGAGUCGCCGUAUAUUUUGUGUGAUUUGGAACAAUGGUGCCACCAGGGCUCCCCCCAAUGAAUUUGUUGGCCACCCGACUCGCCAGUAUGUCAGAUUAUAGUAGCUGCGGAAAACCUUGACUGGACUAUUAUGGACUACGCACAUUAACACAAUAUAAUAGUAUACAAUAUAACACUAUCAACUAAAGAUGUCCCGAUCCCGAUCGAUCGGGUUCGAUCACGUCAUUUUCAAAGUAUCGGAAUCGGCAAAAAAAUAUCGGACAUGCCUUUUUUAAAUAUAUAUAUAUAUAUAUAUAUAUUUUUUUUUUUUUUUUCUUAAAUCGUUUUCUAAUUGUAUUUCACGUUACAGACAAAAUGUCUUACACUCAUCCAGAGUCUUUAGUUGUGGCUUAAAGUAGGACUGUCAAAUUUAUCGCGUUAACGGCGGUAAUUAAUUAUUUUUUUAAUAAAUCACGUUAAAAUAUUUAAUGCAAUUAACGCAUGCGCUGAACGGCCCACUCACGCAUUGUCGCGUUCAAUCUAUAAUGGUGCCGUUUUACCUAUAUAUAGAGCUAAAAGGCAGUGUAAAAUGAGUAGAGUGGAUUUAGGCAGUCUUUGGAGCCUUUAUUUAAUUGGCUAAAGCCUUAAAAUCCCCCUCUCAACAACUAAAAAUAUCGUGGUAAGCAAUGUGGGGAAGAAAGGUAGUAGUUGAUCUUUUUCUUAACACCAUGUUAUUUCUCAACGCAGAGAAGAUAUAUCAAUUGGUGUCACUACGCACAGUCAUGGUUGCACUUCCCAUCAUGCAUUUGGGCAGAACAGUUAAAUGGCUACAGUAUCGUUUACUGAAAGCUGAACAAAUACACUAGAUGGCAAUAUUUAGUCACAAUAUACAAAGUCACAUUUAUCCUUUAAGAAUUACAAGUCUUUCUAUCCAUGGAUCCCUCUCACAGAAAGAAUGUUGAUAAUGUAAAUGCCAUCUUGAGGAUUUAUUGUCAUAAUAAACAAAUACAGUACUUAUGUUGAAUGUA
Messenger RNA from Corythoichthys intestinalis (scribbled pipefish), 4587 nucleotides. RefSeq names its product gamma-aminobutyric acid receptor subunit rho-1-like. Gene Ontology annotation, molecular function: neurotransmitter receptor activity; extracellular ligand-gated monoatomic ion channel activity; chloride channel activity. The transcript has 10 exons. NCBI's taxonomy places the organism in Eukaryota, Metazoa, Chordata, Actinopteri, Syngnathiformes, Syngnathidae. Gene Ontology annotation, cellular component: synapse; GABA-A receptor complex; plasma membrane. The record is from RefSeq and is a predicted model, not a curated record. Gene Ontology annotation, biological process: signal transduction; chemical synaptic transmission; chloride transmembrane transport. The coding region runs from base 324 to 1760 and encodes 478 amino acids.